Molecule: messenger RNA, 2757 nt
Organism: Oppia nitens
Lineage: Eukaryota; Metazoa; Arthropoda; Arachnida; Sarcoptiformes; Oppiidae
Gene: ALiX
Product: programmed cell death 6-interacting protein-like
Exons: 3
Coding region: 156-2687 (843 amino acids)
Biological process (GO): mitotic cytokinesis
Cellular component (GO): endosome
Molecular function (GO): protein binding
Source: RefSeq, a predicted model, not a curated record
AAUCGACUGAUAAUAUUGUUUGAGUGACUCAUUGAUAGUGCGAUUGCAUUGACUUUGAGUGACAAUCAAUACAUAGAAUCAAAUAAAGAGUUGUUUUGUCAUAUAAUUAAUGAUUUGUUGUUAUUAUUAGUAAUUGAGUUAAAUAUCAAACAAUAAUGACUUCAUUGUUAGCCAUUCCUCUGAAGCGUUCAUAUGAUGUGGAUUUGGUUAAACCAAUCAAAGAAGUGAUUGAUGGCACAAACUCUCCAAAUGCCGAUGACUUGAAUCAAAUCAAAGAUAAUGUGUUGUCUCUCAACAAAAUGAGAUCCAAUUGUAUCUCUAAGACAUUGGAUGUCAAACACGACGGAUCCCUUGAAAUGCUUGAAAAAUAUUAUGACCAAUUGGUGUCAUUGGAGGCGAAGUGUCCUCACAUCGAGAUAUCAUUCAAAUGGAAGGAUGCCUUUGAAAAGGGCAGUUCAUUCUUCCUUUCUUCCAAUACUCUAACCAUUUCAAGCAUUUCCUACGAAAAAGUUUGUAUUUUGUUUAACAUCGGCGCCAUUCAGAGCCAUUUGGGAGUAAGUCAUGUCAGUGAAGCCAUCAGUAAUGAUAACGCUUUGAAACUAUCGGCCAAAUACUUUGCUUCUGCGGCCGGAGUUUUUCAGGCACUCAAACAUACAGCCAGUUCUGCCGUCGGGUCACAUGAUUUAUCAGUGGAUUUACAGAACGAAGUCUUAAAUAUUUUGCAAAAUUUAAUGUUAGCUCAAAGUCAAGAGACAUUCUUCUUAAAGGCUACUAAUGAUAAUAUGAAAGAAGCGAUUAUUGCAAAGAUUGCCUUUCAAUGUGAAGAGUAUUAUGCAGAUGUGAUGAAACAGAUCCAAGUCGUUAAAUUCAAUGCAGACAAGGAAUGGCUUUCCAUCGUUAGUGUUAAACAAGCGGUCUUUCACGGAAUCGCUGAAUAUUAUCAAUCUAUUGUUAGCCAACAAAAUAAGGAAUUUGGAGAACAAAUAUCGCGUUUACAGAAAGCUAUUGAAUGUUUUAAAGGCGCCGAAAGUCGAGGAGGAGUUCCUUUGAACGCUAUAUUUAGAGAUUAUCUCAACAAAUGUAACAUUGCUUUGGAAGAGGCAAAGAAAGACAAUGAUUUCAUAUAUCACGCGAAAAUACCCGAUUAUAAGUCUCUUCAAACCAUUGGUAGAGCACAGUUAGCUAAACCUGCAGUACUGCCCAACAAAUUUUUCCCCAAUAUUCCCGAUAUGUUCGAGAAAUUAUUACCACUCGGAAUACAACAAGCGGUCAAUAAAUUAGAGCUUAAGAAGCAAGAGGUAGUAAAUACAGAAGUGGCGUCACUUCGGGAAAUGACACAAACAAUGAAUGCAAUUCUUGUUUCACUUAAUCUUCCGGCGGCUAUUGAAGACUCGUCUGGAAGCGAUGUUCCCAAGUCUUUGAUAGACAAAUCAAGUGCAGUAAGAGCUAAGGGAGGCAUUGAAAUGAUCCAAAAAUUGAUAAAUGAAUUGCCAGAACUAUUGCAAAGAAAUAAAGAAAUUUUAGAUGAAAACGAAAGAGCACUUAAUGUUGAAGAAGAGUCAGAUGACAAUUUGAGGACACAGUUUAAGGAACGAUGGACUCGGACUCCAUCGAGUAAAUUGAAUCAGAAUUGGAAGGAACACAUCGCGAAGUAUAGAAGUAUUCUUCAGAAUGCCAUUGAAGCCGAUAAUAAAGUUAAGCAAAAAUUUUCAGCGCAUUACCAAAAAAUGCAAUUACUUUCAUCGGGUUCUCCCAAUACUUUGGCAAAUGCUAUUCCUUCGGGAUCAGGCAGUGGCUCAUCCUUUCAAAAUCAUCCGGUUGUGUCUAAAUUAAAAACUUUGAUGUCAAACGUAGAAGUGAUUAAAAAUGAAAGAGAAGUAUUAGAGUCGGAAAUUAAGAAUAUGACGUUCAAUGACAUGAAGAAUAAGUUCUUAACAGCACUUUCUAGUGAUGGCGCUAUCAAUGAAUUGGCUUUAAGUACUGAAGCAUUGGGUGAGGCCUAUGGACCCAUUCAAAAGCAGAUUCGCGAAAGUAAAGAAAGACAGGAAACCUUAGUUUCAGAUAUUCAGAGUCUUCACAAUGAGUUUAUUCAACUUAAAGGAAGCCAAUCGAGUGCUUCAUCUGAAAGAGAAGCCUUUUUGACUGAAUUAGCCGCCGCUUAUGACGCCUAUAUGGAGUUGUUGUCUAAUCUUGAAGAGGGAACCAAAUUCUAUAAUGAUUUGACACAACUUUUGGUUAAUCUUCAGAACAAAAUUGAAGACUUUUGUUUUGCAAGAAAAGCAGAAAGAGAAGAGCUCUGUAAGGAUCUACAAAAUGAAAUCGUGUCACGACCUAAUCCGCCAACACUUCCAGCACCUGCUUAUCAUUCUGAAGAACAAGCGAGACCUCCACGACCUCCUCCCCCCACAAGCGCACCAACAGCUCCACAAUCUAUGCCCACUCAGCCACCAGUUCUACCUUUCAAUCAACCCCAAGCCUAUAACCCGGCUUCAUAUCAACCACAGCAAUACUAUUAUCCUCCACCGCCACUUCCAUCAGGUUUUAAUCCAUAUGCAGUGCCACAACAACAACAGCCACAACAACAGCAGAUGCCUUAUCCACAGAUGCAAUAUCCGGUACAACCGACAACAUAUGGAUAUCCGCCAAACACUGGUUAUGCCCAAUACCCUUAUCCACCAAAUCAAUGAAUUGAUUAUUAUAUUUAACUGUUUAAUAAUAUUUCUAUUUUGAUAUAAUUCAAUAUUAAUAGUUUAAUUA